CGCGCGGGGCGGCGGCGCCGCGCUCAGUGCGCGCUCCCGGCCGCCCGCGCCCCUCGGUCCCUGCUCUCGCCCGGCGGCCCCGCGCCCGGGACCCGCCGCAGCCAUGUCCAAGGAGCCGCGGGCCGUGCGGGAGGAGAUCGUGGAGUGCCGGGUGAUGUGGCGGCCCGACAGCAAGAAGAACACGCAGAUGGACCGCUUCCGAGCGGCGGUCGGCGCCGCCUGCGGCCUGGCGCUCGGAAAUUACAAUGACUUGUACCAUUGGUCAGUGGAGUCCUAUUCAGACUUCUGGGCAGAGUUCUGGAAAUUCAGCGGAAUUGUCUCCUCAUGCAUGUAUGAUGAGGUUGUGGACACAUCGAAAGGGAUCGCAGAUGUGCCCGAGUGGUUCAAAGGCAGCCGCCUAAACUAUGCAGAAAACCUGCUGCGACACAAGGAGAAUGACCGCGUUGCCCUUUAUGUUGCAAGGGAAGGCAAAGAGGAAAUUGUAAAGGUGACUUUUGAAGAGCUGAGGCAGCGAGUGGCCCUGUUUGCAGCAGCGAUGAGGAAGAUGGGCGUGAAGAUAGGCGAUCGGGUUGUCGGUUAUUUGCCCAACUGUGCGCCCGCCGUGGAGGCCAUGCUGGCUGCUGCCAGUGUUGGUGCCAUCUGGAGCUCCACCUCCCCAGACUUCGGUGUGAAUGGUGUUCUGGACCGGUUCUCCCAAGUCCAGCCGAAGCUCAUCUUCUCCGUAGAGGCAGUGGUGUACAACGGCAAAGAACACAACCACAUGGAGAAGCUGCAGCAGGUCGUGAAAGGGCUGCCGGACCUGAAAAAAGUUGUGGUGAUCCCUUACGUCACCACCAGGGAGAACAUAGACAUUUCCAAGAUUCCAAAUAGCACGUUUCUGGAUGAUUUUCUUGAAAUCGGGACAGGAGAGCAAGCCCCCCAGCUGGAGUUUGAGCAGCUGCCUUUCCGCCAUCCUCUCUUUAUUAUGUUUUCUUCAGGCACGACAGGAGCUCCCAAGUGCAUGGUGCACUCGGCCGGGGGCACUCUCCUCCAGCACCUGAAGGAGCACAUGCUUCAUGGCAACAUGAGCUGCAGUGACGUCAUCCUGUACUACACCACGGUCGGCUGGAUGAUGUGGAAUUGGCUGGUGACCGCGCUGGCCACAGGCGCGUCCGUGGUGUUGUACGAUGGCUCCCCACUGGUGCCCACGCCUAAUGUGCUCUGGGACCUGGUGGACCGGAUAGGCAUCACCAUUCUCGGGAGCGGGGCGAAGUGGCUAGCCGUGCUGGAGGAGAAGGACAUGAAACCAGUGGAAACCCACAGUCUGCAGACGCUUCAUACGAUUCUGUCCACGGGCUCACCCCUGAAGGCCCAGAGCUACGACUAUGUCUACAAAUAUGUGAAGAGCAACGUCCUCCUGGGCUCCAUCUCAGGUGGGACUGACAUCAUCUCAUGCUUCAUGGGCCAGAACCCUUCUGUCCCUGUGUGCCGAGGAGAGAUUCAGGCACGGAACCUGGGCAUGGCGGUGGAAGCCUGGAACGAGGAAGGAAAGGCAGUUUGGGGAGAGAGCGGGGAGCUGGUGUGCACCAAGCCGAUCCCCUGCCAGCCCACACACUUCUGGAACGACGAGAAUGGGAACAAGUACAGGAAGGCGUAUUUCUCCAAAUUCCCAGGUGUCUGGGCACACGGCGAUUACUGCAGGAUCAACCCCAAGACUGGGGGCAUCGUCAUGCUUGGCCGCAGUGAUGGUACGCUCAACCCCAACGGAGUGCGAUUUGGCAGCUCGGAAAUCUAUAACAUUGUAUACGCUCAACGGCAAGAAAGUGGAAGUGGCUGUGAAGCAGAUCAUUGCGGGAAAGACCGUAGAGCACCGCAGUGCCUUCUCCAACCCCGAGACCCUGGAUUUGUUCCGGAACAUCCCCGAGCUCCAGGACUUCUGAGUUGGACUGGCAUGCAUGCCCUUGCACCACACACGUCUGUACUAGAAACUGUAUGUUCAAGAAAUUCCUUAGACACCUAUGGCUCCUUUAAAAGGAAAUUUGCGCUUAGUGCUCUCCGGUGGGGUGAGAAGGCUUCUCUGUUCCUUAGUUAAAUCUGGGGGUUCCUGGGUCUUCCACAAGCUAGCACAGGUUCCUGGCUGUCAGAGAGCGACAGGAGGCAGUUGGAGCGUCUGUGCUGUGCCUCUCAGAGCGUCCGUGUGUGUGUACACACACCUUUGCACAGUCACGGCUUGUGUACCACUUUGACUUCGUAGUCCUGCCAUUCUCUCUUGGACUCUUAAGGGUCAGGUCUGUCUCUUCUCUUUCUGUUGAUUUCGGGCUCUCACUGCCCCCCUUGGGGCUCGUUCUCCAGUUGCUGAGUGUUACCUGUUACAAGUAACGCCCUGUGGGACAUGGUACCAUCUUUUUACAGCCCUGGUGUCGUGUGUUUGCAGAGCAUACAGUCCUCAUCCUGGUAGAGCCGGGCCCACGAGCCAGCAGAAAGUUCCCUCUGAAUCGCGAGGGGUUCUACUCUUUAAUACGAGCGCUUUAUUUCAUGGACUUAGAAUGAUCUGAAAUUUUUUUAACAUUAAUGAAGUGUCUGGUCUGCAUGGGUGUUUAAGAGCUGGCUGUCCACCUGCUCAGGGAACAGAGGUGCUCCCCUCUGGGCUGGGUGCUGGCCUGUCUGUCACCACGGGUCAUUCUGGACGGUGGCUCCUGCCCUGGGGACGGACUACUCUGGCCUCAGGAGGAGAUGCAUCUUCAGCGCUGACAUCACUGCACUUUCUCCCCGGGAUCGUCCUUGGAACUGAAUGUGGAAACCGUGUGGUUAACCCUUAUGGAUCGAAUUCCGGGUUUCCAUGGCAAGGCGGUUGUAUAUACUUUUCAGUUCAGGUUUACCAACAAAUUUCCGUAACCUUCGUGUUCAUUUUGUAUUUUUUAAAACCAAAACACUUUUUGAAUGCUUUUUUUCUGGAUUACAAAAUGUAGGGGAAAGUACUAUGAGGAAUUAAAUGCAAUAAAUAUAUACAUACAUAUAUACACACACACCCACACACACACCCUUAUUCGUGUGUAGCUGCGCAUGCACGUCUCGUCUGAAGGAGGUGACCGUGGAGGUCUGUGCCGUGAAGCCUGCGUGCUAGCCGAGAGCUGUGCCCUGGUGGAGCGUUUGGUCCACGUUGCUGGAGCCUCAACUGGGCUGUCACGGACCCUGUGGCCACCGGACAAAGGGUGCUCCCAGCCGAAGCCAGCGCCCCAGAGGAGGGUCAACGUCCUCACUUGGAUCUUGCGACCCCGGGGUCCCCAGCUCUGAGAGGGUAGCCUUCUGAACCACAGCUCCUCUCUGUUGCCGGAGCUUCGGUGGCAUGGCCCAGAAUCCAGGCUUAUCUCGGCAGGGGUUUAUUGACCCCGUCCCUACAGGGCACGGGUGACUCCAGGAGAUGGCAGUGCCCUGGCCUUCCGUCUCCCUGCCUGCUGCCCUCCCCAGGGUGUGACUUUCAUUUUCUUCGUUUCUGGGUGGCUGUUCUACCUCUGGCCUUGCAUCUCAUCCAGGCAGGAAGGGGAAUGAAGUGACAAGAGGGUCGGGUGACAGCAGAAAUCACUACCUCCUGACUGUGUUCCUUGGUGGCAGGAAAACCCAGCUCUGCUGGAAGCCCUGGCUGGUUCACAUCUGCUUCCAUCUCACGGGCCAGAAUUGGGUCCUGUGGCCACCCCAGCUGCAUGAAGUCUGGGGCUCUGCUUUCAGGGCCCCUAGUGGCACCGUGGGUAUCAGCCUCCUGUUGCUGCUGUGAAACCUGCCACAUGCUGAGUGGCUUAAAUCUACAUACAUCGACUGGCUCACAGCUCUGGAGUAUCAGCAGUCCAAUCGGCAGAGCUGUGUUCCUGCGGGAGGUUCUAGGGAAGAGCACGUUUCCUUGCCUUUUCCAGCUCUUGUGGGCUGCCUGCAUCCCUCGGCUCGUGGUCACUUCUGCCAUCUUCAAAGCUGCCCCAGCCGUCGGCUCUCUCUCAUGCUGCCCAUCUCUGACCCCAACCUCCUGCCCUCCUCUCUCACUGACACGGCCCCCGUGAUGAUGUCAGGCCUGCCCAAAUAACCCAGGCUGACCCCUCCACCGCCACAAAGCCACUCUGCCAGGAACGUCACGUGUUCCCAGGUUCCGGGGAGUGGGUGUGGACAGCUCAGGGCCGCCAUCCUGCCUGCCACACCUGCCAGCACAGCCGGGCCCAGGGGUGGGCAGGAAGAGAACAGCCACCGGAAGGCACCCACCUGCGUGGGCUCCGAGCUGGGGAGCUGCUGGCUGCCACUGGGCUGGGCUCUCCCCAUCCCCAAGCCCCUGAUGAUGGGCCUGCCUGCUCCCCACCCAGGGCCAGGACGGGCCGUGACCCACAAGGCCCUGUCCCCCCGUCGUGGGGCCCUAGAGACACACUUCCUCUACCAUGGACCAUGCAGGAAGAGUCACCAAGGCUCAGUCACUGCGCCUUUUAGUUCAGCGAGAUGUCACUGGCUGAUUGAGCCCGUGUGUCCUUAUUAAUAAGCCUUGCUGGACAGCUUCAUUAGUGAGAGACAGAUGGCCCCGAGCAGCAGACGCUCAAGCACACGCAGUGCAGUGCCGUCCUCGGACUUUUUUUUUUUGGCUGGGGUGGGCAUCUCCGUAAGCCACCUCCCGCAUGCUGCCCAGCUGCCUCUCAUCCCCCUUCAAGUUCCUGUCUCCCACUUCCCACCAUGCACGUGUCCCAUCAGCAGUUUUGGAAAACAUCAGGAUCUGAGACAUUCGGCUCUGGCUGGUGCUCCUGCUCAGCCCCCACGCCUCAUGAGGGUCCAGCAGCUGUGUCUCUGAAGGUCUUUUCCUCCGCCCUGCAGGAGCUACCGGGCAGCCGAGGGCUCCUUCCCCCUCUGACACCUGGGCCCGCCUUCUCACCUGGGCAAGCUUUCCCAAGGGUCCUGGGGUCCUUGGCUCCCUGGCCCACCUCCCAACUGCUCCAUCGUGCUCCUGCUCUCCUCUGCGCCAGCCUCAAGCUAGUCGACCCCUGCCAUGGGUGUCUACCUGCUGGUCCCCCUCGCAGGGUUCUGGACUCUCGAGGACCAGGCCCAGGUCCACUCACACCUCUGCUCAGCACCUAGAGAGCAUGGAGGGAAAGGUGACCCCUCAACCUGCUAACCCAGCCUGUCAUCGUGGAUGGAGGUGAACAGAAGUGACUCCGUUCAGGUCUUCCAAAGCCUGUCCAUGAGGGUGAGGCUCUCGGGGAACACAACGCCCUUUGAGGGCCAAGCCACAUACCCUGGACUCAGGCCUUCAGAGGGGAUGCUACACCCAGACUUAUGGGGGUAGGUUGCUCUUAUUAGGACAUAGGCUAAGUUAUCACAGAGACCUGAAAUCCACUGGCCCAGUGCAACAGCCCUGAGUAAAUGGGAUCAGGUUGUGGGUGGCUUUGCUUCUCAGGGCUGUGCCAGGACCCAGGUUUCCUCCAUCUGUGACUCGCCAUCCCUGGCGAGGAGGCCCUGUCCACGUGGCUGAUGGCACAGGGAAGUAGGCUCAUCCUUUCCGCUCAUGUCCAUUCACCAGAGCUUCAUCACAUGGCACACCUAGCCGCCCGGCAGGCUGGAAUGUCCUGGCCAUGUGCCCUACCAGAGCUCCUGCAGUCGGUGGAGAUGAUUCUAGCAAAAGGAAGAAGUGGAGGAUGGAUACUGGGAGUCAUCUGGCAGCCCCCUGCCUCUCGUGCUAACCCCUUCUCCCACCAAGCACCAGCCAGCAGGACUGCUUCUCUGAGUUUCACUGGUGUCAUGGGAUUGAAUUGUGUCCCUCAAAAAGACAUGUUCCAGUCCUAACCCUGGUGUGUUCCAGUUUGCUAAUGCUGCUGUUAUGCAAAAUACCAGAAAAGAACUAGCUUUAACAAAGGGGAUUUA
Choloepus didactylus (southern two-toed sloth) is the source of this 5862-nucleotide messenger RNA. RefSeq names its product acetoacetyl-CoA synthetase (gene AACS). Gene Ontology annotation, biological process: lipid metabolic process; positive regulation of insulin secretion. The record is from RefSeq and is a predicted model, not a curated record. The coding region runs from base 104 to 2071 and encodes 655 amino acids. Gene Ontology annotation, cellular component: cytosol. Lineage: Eukaryota; Metazoa; Chordata; Mammalia; Pilosa; Megalonychidae. The transcript is spliced from 17 exons. Gene Ontology annotation, molecular function: acetoacetate-CoA ligase activity.